AUGCUCUCCAGGCUAGUAAGAGAACAUAAUCAAAAACAAGUUAUAAGACGUAAUAAUGAGCAACUUAGAAAAGAAGCUACACAGGCUCGCGAAAUUGAAGCUGAAGCUCGUCGCCUUUCCGCACAAUCAAAAUUCACAAAACAAUGGUUGAAUAUGUUAGACGGAUUUAAUUCUGCUUUAAAG
Molecule: messenger RNA, 183 nt
Organism: Racocetra persica
Lineage: Eukaryota; Fungi; Glomeromycota; Glomeromycetes; Diversisporales; Gigasporaceae
Source: the annotation of a GenBank genome assembly